Messenger RNA from Castor canadensis (American beaver), 605 nucleotides. It is a transcript of the gene C11H1orf54, whose product is annotated as chromosome 11 C1orf54 homolog. The record is from RefSeq and is a predicted model, not a curated record. Lineage: Eukaryota; Metazoa; Chordata; Mammalia; Rodentia; Castoridae.
GCCAGGACCGGGUCGGAGCCAGCCGCCUGGAGACUAAGAUUCCUAAGAUUGACGUCUCAAGGCAGCUGUGACUGAAGACAGUAGUAACUGAAGAUCGAGUCAAGAUAGUACAAAGUCCAGAAUGGAUGUCCUCUUCGUAGCCAUCCUUGCUGUGCCACUUAUCCUAGGACAAGAAUAUGAGGAUGAAGAAGGACUAGAAGAGGAUGAAUAUUAUCAGGUGGCCUAUUAUUACACAGUCACUCCUAAUUAUGAUGACUUUAUUGCAAAUUUCACCUUUGAUUACUCCGUGUUUGAGUCAGAGGACAGGUUGAGCAGGUUGGAUAAAGAGGUAACAACAGAAGCAGUAGAGACUACCAUAAGUCUUAAAACAGAAGCUACAGAUCAUCAGAAGCCUGUAACCAUGAAACCACAGAGUCCAGAUCUGAAUGAUGCUGUAUCCAGUCUGCAGAGUCCUGUUUCCUUUUUCCUGUUGUGGGCCCUCCUUCAGGGGGGGAUGUAUUUCAUGUAGAAGGUUCGAGAAGGUUGCCUUAACUCUUUGGAUGAAGCUUUGGCAAGAGGAAAUUUGAAGAUAAAAUAAAAAAUAAAUGAAAUAAUUUAGUUACUAA